UAUGUUAUUUUGGAACAUCUGACUUCUUAUUAGUUUGAUGAAUGUAGCUGGAUUGUCCUUGUCCCAUGCAUCCAUUCGUGUUCUAGAGGAGAGAAAGAGAAGGACCAAAAAAAGGGAGGAGAUGGAGCAAGAGGGGAGGGAAAUGUCCUUGUGCAAAUAUCUAGAGUUUUUUAAGGAAAACCCACACAGAAGCUUCCAUAAGCUUUUCCGGACAGCAGAGGCAGCUAUAUAUCUUCCACAACUGUAUUUGUCAUAUUUAUUUUGCCUACAGUACCUGUAGCUUGAAGUGUUGGGGUCAAAGUGCAUCAGAGUAAGGAAGUAAAUCCAGCAGUCUUUAGAGGAAGUAUGUCACUCUCUCUGCACUUUGUUUUUCUGCUCCUGACUGCUCUUUGGGGCAGCAGUUGCUUUGCCAAGCCCGCCCCAUUCAACGUGUCCAUGGAGGGUAGUGGGGAUGAACCCGAACUCAUCUUUCCCAUUGCUCGUACCACCCAUGGUCCUCCAUCCACCUCACCACCUCCCAACAUAACAACCACUUUCAUCCGCAUCAAAGACUUUCUUUUCAACCAAGUGGUAGACUUCCUGAAGGAGAACUUGCUUCUCAUCAUUGUCGUGACCUCUCUGUUAGUAGUCAUCAUCUUCAUCGUCUGCUGUGCUUCAGCGAUGAGCCACAAACGCAAGCUUGAGGCCUACUAUCCUCCGAAGACCCACACACCCAGGAAAUACAUGAGUCAACCUAGUAAAUCUGCGGAGAAACCACAUAACCAGAUUCAGGAUGGUAAGACAACAACUGCAAAGACCCUACGAGAACCCACCAAAGCAUUAGUUGGUGAGAAGGAUGGAAAAGACCCCCGGCCAAAGCCGAAAGAGGUCCAACAGGUGGAGGAUGUUGAAGUGGUGGAGAUGCAGAAAGAUGAGCCUCAGAAGAAAGAGGAGCAUCAGCCAACCACCUCAAACGCCACCUCCAGUCAGCCGCUGGUCUGUACGUGUCACCUCAGAAAGGCCAAUCACACCACAGCCUGAGAGCUUUUUCUGAACCUGCAGGAAUGAGCUUGAUUCCAAGAUGUUUCUAUAUAAAUCUUUUAAUAGAUAUCAUGCCCUCACUUCUUUGUGCUCUUGUUGCUUUUGCAACCUGUGUAUAUCCCAACUGUACUGUAUCAUCAGAGAGAGAGUGAGUUAUUAUAUGGAAAAUAACACUUGAAAUUAUUUUGUGAAUCAAUUUCUACUUUUGAGAGACUUGAGAAAAUGUCUUUUGGAACUUUUUUCUGACCACUUUCCUUUAUUAUAUUUUACAAAUGACAUGACUAUUUGCAUGGUAACCCAUAAUUUAUGCUGUAUCUUUCCUAAAGCUAUUAUCAGCGUGUUAUUUUAUCUAAACUUCAUGACUUUCCUCAGUAUCAGAUUUAAUUAGCUAAUAUUUUGUAAUGUAUGUUAAACAGAUUUUUUGUAAAAAUAAAAAAAUUA
This is a messenger RNA of Carassius gibelio (silver crucian carp), 1461 nucleotides long. Its product is annotated as transmembrane protein 119. The record is from RefSeq and is a predicted model, not a curated record. Gene Ontology annotation, biological process: positive regulation of osteoblast differentiation; positive regulation of osteoblast proliferation; positive regulation of bone mineralization. Bases 346 to 1020 code for a protein of 224 amino acids. Lineage: Eukaryota; Metazoa; Chordata; Actinopteri; Cypriniformes; Cyprinidae. Gene Ontology annotation, cellular component: plasma membrane. The transcript has 2 exons.